Molecule: messenger RNA, 1702 nt
Organism: Caenorhabditis elegans
Lineage: Eukaryota; Metazoa; Nematoda; Chromadorea; Rhabditida; Rhabditidae
Gene: rfth-1
Product: Man(5)GlcNAc(2)-PP-dolichol translocation protein RFT1
Exons: 7
Coding region: 10-1578 (522 amino acids)
Biological process (GO): dolichol-linked oligosaccharide biosynthetic process
Cellular component (GO): membrane; endoplasmic reticulum membrane
Source: RefSeq, marked reviewed
AUAAAAACCAUGUCAUUAUUCUCGUCACUUGUUCAUAAUGUACGGGGGCAGCUAAUCGCUCGAAUAAUAUCGUUCGCUAUAAAUAUGUAUCUUUUGCGGAGGAUCAAUAACGAUGUUUUAGGAUUAGUGAAUGUGAGAUUAACCCUUCUCUACUCGUCAAUCCUCUUUCUCACUCGAGAACCACUCCGGAAAGCUGAAAUAAUUCGCGGAUCUUUGCCGAAAUUCAUCAAUUUACUCUGGCUCAGCCCUAUUAUUUCUACAGUUAUUAGCGUAGUCUGUGUAUAUCUUUGGUAUGCAUUCUCGUCGACUUCGGAUGAAGUUUCAUGGAGUGUUCUUCUCUCUUUUCCGAUCUCUGCGAUUAUUGAAUCCAUUGCCGAACCGUUUUCUGUGAUUUCUUUGAGAUUAGAAUCAAAAUGCGGUUCUCUCGCCCAACACUUUGCAAUCGGACAAGGAAUGCUGAUCUGUGUGAAGAGAAUUUUCGUGCUCGCCGGAUUAUUCAUGUUUCCCGGAAUGUACCAUUUGGAAUUGUUCGCCUAUGCUCAAUAUAUCGGAGCCAUCGCGUAUCUUCUCUUCAAUUUUGUCGCCUUCUACAUUUACAUCCGGAACAAGUCGAUUCCUGAACUUGAGCAAUUCUCAACGUUCUCGGAUCUUUUCCCGAAAUUCAGCGAAGGAAUCGAUCGAGAUUCGAUUCAUGCAGUAUUCACAAUGUUUUCUCACUCGAUUUUGAAGCAAUUGUUGACCGAUGGAAGUGCUUAUGUGAUGACAUUCACUGAGCUUCUUAGCUUGAAGGAUCAAGCUGUAUACGACGCCGUUGAACGAGUCGGAAGCAUCAUCGUCCGGACGAUUCUAUCACCAAUCGAUGAGAACUGCAAUGCCUAUUUCUCCAACACAAUUCGUAAAGAAAGCAGCGUUUUCAACAAGAAUACAGAUAAUCACGAUGAUUUGGUGGAUACUUUAUCCAAAGUACUCCAUGUAGUCGGAGUAAUUGGAUUCGUCGCUUGCACAUUCGGAAUUCCGUAUUCACCAGUUGUAAUUUCACUUUAUGGAGGAAAAUUACUUUCUGAAAAUGGAGGAGCACUUCUACUUUCUCUGUACUCUGGCUAUAUUCUUGUGACGGCGAUUAAUGGAAUAACUGAGGGAUUCGCAAUGGCAAGUAUGGAUAAUCGACAGAUUUUCACUCACGGAAAAUUCCUUUUUGUCACGUCGAUCAUUCAUCUUAUUAUUAAUUAUGUGCUUUGUGUGUACAUGAAUUCUGCAGGAUUUAUUGUGGCGAAUAUUAUUAACAUGUCUGUUAGGAUUAUUUAUAACUGGCGUACCAUUCGCGAAUAUCUCGGCGAUAAAUGUCCAUCCUUCACAGAAGUACUCCCAACUGGUCAGACAUCAAUAUUCCUGGGAGUUUCACUACUUGCAACUUCCUUUACAUAUUUGUUAUUCGCUACAACACCUGGCCUAUCCUAUACACUUGCCCACAUCGCUAUCGGAGCUGUGUGCCUGAUUCUCACCGCCCAAGACACUGCUCAACAUGAUUCCGUCUUCACUGUGAUUGUCGAUUCAUUGGCAAAAAAGCACAGAGAUUGAUUUAUUGGGACUUUAAAUUUUCAUUUUUUUUGUACCUCGUCACUUUUUAUAUCGGGUCUUUUAUUUAUUUCAAUAUUUUGGUUUCUCGAAUUGAAUUUCUGAAGAUAAAAAUAUUAAUUUGAAU